GGAGUCAGACCAAGUCAACCUCCCUGGAUCUCCUCUCUCUGUACAAGACCGUAUCCAUGUGGAAGGCUAUGAGUCGCGGUGAGAAGGAGGUAAACCGGGCAGUACUGGUGUCCGUGGAAACGUUCGACCCUGGAGUUGAGUUGUCCAGGAGACCAGGAGCCGGCAGAGACACAAAGAGACUCCACCGCGUUCUGAGGAAGCUCGGCUUCAAAGUGGACAUACACUCUGACCUCACCGCCCGGGAGAUCUACGCACUCUUUCAGAAAGAGAGCAAGAAAACAGUGGAGGGCUGUUUCCUGGCGGUGUUUUCGACGCACGGAGAGGAAGGGUGUGUGUUCGGAGCGGACGGGGAGCCAGUCAGACUGUCUCGCAUUUUCAGCUACUUCAACAACCCACACAUGGAGGGCAAGACCAAGAUGUUCUUCAUCCAGGCAUGUCGAGGACAUGAGUUGGACGCUGGGGUCGAGGUGGAGACCGAUGCGGCAGGAAGCGAGGACACGGAGGAUACCUUUGCGCAAUACCAGUCCAUUCCCAUAGAUACAGCCGUGAUGUACGCCACAGUACCAGGCUACGCAGCGUUCAGUCACCCCCUGGGCGCUGUCUUCCUCCAGACUCUCUGUGACUUGCUGGAGGAGGAGGGGGGGCGUGGCCUGGAGCUAACCCGCCUCACGACACGCCUCUCCCACCGCGUAGCCUUCAGGUUCCAGGCCAAAGGUCGACAUCUGGCCGGGAAGAAGGAAAUGCCCUGCUUGGUUUCACGGCUGACGAGAGAUGUGUUCCCGUUCGCUGAGCCAGGGAAGGAGUGUGAAGAAAAAGGGCUCAGUACCACGUCAUUGGUCAGCACAGACAACAUCAGACCUCGGAAACACUCCAUCAGUUAGUCGGUUGGUUAGUUGGUGUGUGUGUGUGUGUGUGUAUGCUUUUAGUGUCAUGACCAGGUGUAUUGGUGACAAUUUCAGACAUAGUAGGGUUACCCUACUUGUGCAACGUCUUGUAACUUUUCCAAAUUCAAUUCUUGCCUGGUAGCUUGGCUCGUCGAAUUGAUCUUUAUCAGAAGAUAUAACCUUUCCAAGAAAUACUCAUUUUCUCUGUGAACCUAAAAGUGUUUUGAAUAUUUUCCGUUUUAUAAUAUGUGUUGCUGUUUAGUGUAUGUCUAUGAAGUCUAUGUAUACCCUUUGUUGUGAAUAAAGUCAAAAGUAUUUUUGAA
This is a messenger RNA of Osmerus eperlanus (European smelt), 1207 nucleotides long. RefSeq names its product caspase 17, apoptosis-related cysteine peptidase (gene casp17). Gene Ontology annotation, molecular function: cysteine-type endopeptidase activity. Bases 57 to 881 code for a protein of 274 amino acids. The record is from RefSeq and is a predicted model, not a curated record. NCBI's taxonomy places the organism in Eukaryota, Metazoa, Chordata, Actinopteri, Osmeriformes, Osmeridae. Gene Ontology annotation, biological process: proteolysis. The transcript is spliced from 4 exons.